This is a messenger RNA of Effrenium voratum, 1192 nucleotides long. The record is from the annotation of a GenBank genome assembly. NCBI's taxonomy places the organism in Eukaryota, Dinophyceae, Suessiales, Symbiodiniaceae.
CGCUGCUUGCACAUAGUUUUUGGGGCGCUUGGUUGCCAUGGAGAAAUUUCGGCAAUUUGCUGAUGGAGGUACGGGGGUCAACCCGUUUGUGCCGCCGUGGUCGCAUUACAAGGCUGGGUUGCUUGGACGAUUGUUCAAAGUUGUCUUUCUUCCGGUCGCAGUCAUGCGCCUAUGCACCUUCGCGAUGGCCAUCAUGUGGCUGGCCCUUGCGGAACUUAUAUGCUGGCCGCUCAACAUCAUACCAGUUCUUAGGCGCCCAUUGCACUGGCUGCUGACCUAUGCUGGCUGCUGCAUGGCGCUGAUUGGCCUUGGUUUUUGGUUUGUUGCCGGUGGCAACCAGAUAGCAGACCACAGGAGACUGAAGUUGGCACCGCCAAAGGUCACUAACUCGCGAUGCUUCGAUGCCCGACGAGGUUGUCUGGUUAUUGCAAAUAUGCAAGGGUUGGCAGAUGUGCUGUACCUCGGCAUGAAGCUUUGUCCUGUAUUUGUGUUUCCAGCUGCUGACGGCUCGCCAGUGGCAUACUCCCUGUUGGGGGCGCUGCGUCGAGUCGGGGCUCGGCGAACGGUUCCUUCUGCUGAGCCGCAGACACUGGCUAUGAUUGCUGAAGCAGCACACGCUGGCUGGAAAGGGCCGGUAGUGGUAUUUCCCGAGGGCGCUCGAACCAAUGGCACUGCCAUUCUUGCCUGGAAAGAAAGCACCUUCAAGGGGCUGGACAGCAUGGACAAGCCGUAUGGGACUGCCCUGAUGGCGCUGGAGUACUCUAGAGGUGGAGCGUACACUCCGCAUCACACGGUUGGCACUGCCUUCCAGCAUGUUUUGCACCAUUGCAUCCAGCCGUUCCACACUGUGAGAUCUUGCUGGCUGCCUUCCAGUGACGUUGCGAAUGCCAUCAAAGGCAAGUCAGCAUCAGAGGCCAGAGCGUUUUUGCGGACAGUCCUUUCCAGGAUGGUUCCAGGGGUGCCUUGCUCAGAACAUCUCAUGUUUUUGAAGCUCCGCCUCUGACCUGAGAGGCUGUUGAGGUAGAAGUGGGUGCCGAGAAGCAUCAAGACUUCAUGGCGUUUUGGGAGGCUUCACAGCGGAAAGGCUACACCAAAGCAACUACGAAACCUGCGUCAAAGGCAUCAAAACAGUCUUGAGGCAUGCAAGCGUGCUUUUGUAGGUUUCCGAGCUGCCAAAGACCAUUGAAUCGCA